CCCCUAAAACGAACCAACUUCGUGAACAAAAACCCAAAUACACAUUAUUAUUAUAUAAAAAGAUAUAAUUUAAAAAGUGUAAUUCAUAAACACUCAUACACUACACACACCCCUCAACACAACAACUUUUCUCUGACACUUCCGAUUCCCCCCUGCGUCACUCACUGCGAGUGCUAUCACCACAUUUCCAACCGUUUCUUCUUCUUCUUCUUCUUCCCCAAAACCCAAUUUUCCUUUCUUGCGCAACAAGUUUCCCUGUAAACAACCAACAUCAAUGCAAACAAAUAUGCAAUAUCUCCCCAUUAAAACACAUAUUCAUUACUCUGUUUCACCAUUUUACCCCUUUUGCCGAUUUACAACACAUAAACAAAUCCCCCUUCCAUAGUAACUAUUCACACAACUUCCUUAAUUAUCCUCCCUCCAUUAACGGUUACUUUUUUCAAUUUUAUUUUUACCCAGUUUAUCGGAAACCCACAACCGCCUGUAACGGCUCCUCUACAAAUAUAUAAAUAUAAUCCAAUCUAUCUCCUCUAGGGUUCUCAAAACCCUUCAACAUUUUCACAAUGGCAAGACAAAACCAAAACCAAAACCAGAACCAGAACCGGAACCAGAAUAAUAACAACAAUAAUGCGGUUCCGAAUGCCCCGGAACCCGAAGAGUUCAGUUUAAAAGAGACGAGGCCGAGUUUAGGCGGAGGGCGGGUUCCGGGGAACGAACGAUUCGGAACCGCAUUUGAUCUUGUAGAGCAAAUGCAUUAUUUAUACAUUAGAAUUGUCAAGGGUAGGAGUUUGGCGCCAAAACAAGGUAACAAUUCAAAUGAGUCACCUGAUCCUUAUGUGGAAAUUAAGCUUGGUAACUUCACUGUUUGUACGAAUCAUGUUGAGAAGAACCCGAACCCGGAAUGGAACCAGGUGUUUGCGUUCGCCAAGGAUCGGGUUCAGUCGUUAACGGUUGAGGUGACUGUGAGGGAUAAGGAGGGUGGGGAGGAGGAUAAUUCGAUUGGUGGUGUGGUGUUUGAUGUUGUUGAGGUGCCUGUUAGGGUGCCGCCGGAUAGCGCGUUGGCGGCUCAGUGGUAUAGGUUGGAGAAUGGGAGUGGUGGGGAGUUGAUGGUGGCGGUUUGGAUGGGGACGCAGGCGGAUGAGGCGUUUCCGGAUGCGUGGCAUUUGGAUUCGGUUUCGGUUAGUGGGGAUGGGGUCGCGAAUAUUAGGUCGAAAGUGUAUUUGUCGCCGCGCCUUUGGUAUGUUCGGGUUCAUGUGAUCGAGGCGCACGAGUUGAAUAGUAACAGUAAUAGGCAGUCUGAGGUUUUAGUGAAAGGUAUGGUUAUGAAUAUGAUUUUGAGGACAAAGGCUUUGUCGAAACCGAUGUGGAAUGAGGAUUUGAUGUUUGUUGUAGCCGAGCCGUUUGAAGAACAGUUGGUUUUAACGGUCGAAGAAAAGCUCGGGAACAAGGAGGAAGUUGUUGGGAAGUGUUUGAUUCCGCUGAAUAGUGUCGAAAGACGGAUGGAUAAUCGAGUUGUAAGUAGUAAAUGGUAUAGUCUUGAGAAGCAUACACGAGGCGAAAACGGGGAGGUGAAUGUAGUGCAGUUGAAUAGCAAGAUUCAUAUUCGGGUUUGUUUGGAUGGCGGGUAUCAUGUUCUCGACGAGUUGACUCAGUAUAGUAGCGAUCUCCGAGCGACUCAUAGGCUGCUCGGGUCCCCGAGCAUUGGUGUGUUGGAAUUGGGGAUCUUGAAUGCUAAUGGGCUAACGCCUGCGAAAACAAGAAACGGGCAUGGGGCGGUUGAUGCGUAUUGUGUAGCGAAAUACGGGCAGAAGUGGAUCCGUACAAGGACCGUGAUCGAUUCUUUGAAUCCGAAAUGGAAUGAACAGUAUACGUGGGAGGUUUUCGACCCGUGUACGGUGAUCACAAUAGUUGUGUUUGAUAACAAUCAUUUACAAGGGGUUGAUAACGGUGGUGGAGCUAAAGACGCACGAAUCGGGAAGGUAAGAAUACGGUUAUCUACACUUGAAACGGAUCGCGUGUACACUCAUUCGUAUCCUUUGAUCGUGUUACACCCAUCGGGUGUGAAAAAAAUGGGCGAAAUCCAGCUUGCGGUUCGGUUUACAUGUGUUUCGUUGAUGAAUUUGAUGCAAAUGUACACUCAACCUUUGUUACCGAAUAUGCAUUACAUUCACCCGUUAACCGUUUUCCAGCAAGACAGUUUAAGGCACCAAGCGACUCAUAUAAUGGCGGUGCGGUUGAACCGGGCUGAGCCGCCUUUGCGAAAAGAGGUUGUGGAGUACAUGCUCGAUGUGGGUUCGAACAUGUGGAGUUUGAGGAAGAGUAAGGCUAACUAUUGCAGGCUAAUCGAGGUUCUUUCGAGUGUCGUUACGUUUUGCAAAUGGUUCUACCACGUUUGCAUGUGGACUAGCCCGGUGCUCACGGUUCUCGUGCACGUUUUGUUCUUGAUCCUUGUUUACAACCCACAAAUGAUCUUGAGUUUUAUGCUGGUCUACGUGAUCGUGAUCGGGAUCUUGAGGUAUCGAUCACGAGCACGACACCCUCCACACAUGGAUAUCAAACUAUCUUAUGCUGAUAGGUUGAAUGGAGAUGAGCUUGAUGAAGAAUUCGACGGAUUUCCAAGUACUAAACAUGGCGACGCGCUAAAAAUGAGGUAUGAUCGACUCAGGAGCGUGGGGUCCCGGAUCCAGACCUUGAUCGGUGACGUGGCGACUCAAGGGGAGCGGGUUCAGAAUCUGGUAACGUGGCGUGACCCGCGAGCCACCACUAUGUUUUUGUUCUUUUGCUUUGUGUUGGCUAUUGUGCUCUAUGUGGUUCCGGUUAGAGGGGUCGUGGUGGCGGUCGGGCUGUUUGUGAUGAGGCAUCCUAGUUUACGAAACCGGCUUCCUUCGGUCCCGAUGAACUUUUUCAGAAGGUUGCCGGCGAGAACUGAUGGAUUGUUGUGAUAACCUCAUAUUGUUAUCGCGCGAUAUUAAGUUUAUAGGUUUAUAAGUUACAAUAUUUUGAAUCUGUUUUGGGUAGUUUGGAUCAUAGAUUAUAGUUUAAUGAGAUGACAAAUCCUAUCUAUAAUGUUUGGUUAUAGAAUAUUAUUCUUGUUUGGUAUCAA
Helianthus annuus (common sunflower) is the source of this 3103-nucleotide messenger RNA. RefSeq names its product FT-interacting protein 4. The record is from RefSeq and is a predicted model, not a curated record. The coding region runs from base 564 to 2942 and encodes 792 amino acids. NCBI's taxonomy places the organism in Eukaryota, Viridiplantae, Streptophyta, Magnoliopsida, Asterales, Asteraceae. The transcript has a single exon.